Messenger RNA from Oryzias latipes (Japanese medaka), 3613 nucleotides. Lineage: Eukaryota; Metazoa; Chordata; Actinopteri; Beloniformes; Adrianichthyidae. The record is from RefSeq and is a predicted model, not a curated record.
CCUGCUAUGUUCUGCUUACUCUCAUGAGCGUCUGUGUCGAUCUCCAAUCGUAUAUGCUGCAGUGUACCAAUAGCUUCGAGUAUUAUACAAAGAGAUCUACUCCCUCCCCCACUCACCCACUCUCUCUCCUCCGUUGUGUGUUCUGCUCCGAGGACGGUGCACUUCGGCGAUCAGGGUGGAAUUACAUUUAUUUAAUUUACGUUCAGUUAUGCCCAUCUAUGGUUUUUUCUGGAGAGAAUCCCUGUUGGAAAAUGAGAUGGAUAUUCGUCUUUGAUGAUAUUUCGACGGGAAAUUGCGUAUUUUGACCAACCGUGUGGAUAACAAAGAGAAUGGAACACCGAGGCUGGGGAUGGCAGGCUCUGUGGUGGCAUCAUUUCUUCCUUUUGUGGAGUACAACAGACGCACAGACUCGGUACAGCAUCCCGGAGGAACUGGAAAAAGGCUCACUGGUUGGAAAUGUAGCCAGAGAUCUGGGUUUGGGAUUGUCGGAUAUUUUUGUGCGUAAAUUACGCGUAGCCUCCGAGGCUGGUGAGCAAUAUUUCAGUGUGGAUGCGGGAAGGGGAGAGCUGGUGGUGAACGAUAGAAUAGACAGGGAGGCUUUGUGCGGACAAAGCGCCAGCUGUUUAUUACCUUUGCAAAUAGUGAUAGAAAACCCGCUGCAGUUACACCGGAUGGAGGUAGAAAUUAAAGACGUGAACGACAACGCUCCCACUUUUCUGAAAAGCGAUCACGUCAUAGAAAUCGCUGAAUCUAGAGUGGCGGGUGUUCGUUUCCCCUUAGAAAUGGCAGAGGAUCCCGAUGUUGGAAGUAAUGGAUUAAAGACGUACACUCUGAGCAAAGAUGAGUGUUUUACUCUUAAAGUAAAAGAAAUUGAAAACGGUCGAAAGAUUCCGGAGCUGGUGCUGACUAAAUCCUUAGAUCGAGAGAAAAAAGCUGUUCACAGUUUGUUCCUAACCGCUGUGGACGGAGGGAACCCGGUGAAGUCUGGCACUUCAAAGAUUACAAUAAAUGUGCUUGAUAUUAAUGACAACGUGCCGCAGUUUGAAAAUGCAUUUUAUAAAGUAGAUGUGAAGGAAAAUAUCGCAAACGGAUCGUUUGUUAUUUCAACAAGAGCGGCGGACGUUGAUGAAGGUCCAAACGGGGAGAUUGAGUACUCUCUCGGAGUACACACACACCCAUCAGUGCUGGAAUUGUUUUAUGUGGAUGCUGCAAGUGGAGACAUUUAUUUAAAACGCCAGUUAGACCACGAAACUCAAAGCUCAUACCGUAUCGACAUUAGUGCCAAAGAUAAAGGGUUCCCUAAAAUGGAGGGCCACUGCACCGUUCAGGUGGAUGUCAUUGAUGUAAACGAUAACGCUCCAGAAAUCAUUCUAACUUCAAAAUCCACGUCUGUGCCUGAGGACUCAAGUAGUGGGACUGUAGUUGCUCUACUUAGCGUUCGUGACCUUGAUUCUGGCGAUUAUGGAAAAGUGACUUUGCAGCUCCUUAAAACGUCAUCCUUUGCUCUCAAACCGUCUUUUUCUAAUAAUUAUGCGCUCAUCACAAACGGUCCUUUAGACCGUGAAAGCAUCUCUGACUAUAGUAUUGAAGUUACAGCGAAAGAUUCAGGUACUCCUCCUCUCCUCAGUACAAAAACUAUUCCUGUCAGCAUCACUGAUGUUAAUGACAACCCUCCAGUUUUUACGCAGAGGUCUUAUAACGUGUAUUUAAAGGAGAACGGAGUUCCGGGUUCUAUUCUGUUCUCAGUAUCUGCGUCUGACCUGGAUUCAGGUGAAAACGCAAAGAUCUCUUACUCCAUUCUGGACUCGAAAGUCCAGGACGUGUCCGUGUCCUCCUAUGUUUACAUGAACUCAGAGAACGGCAGCAUCUACAGCAUGCACUCGUUUGACUAUGAGAAGCUGAAGGUGUUUGAGAUCCACGUUCAGGCAAAGGACCAGGGCUCUCCUUCUCUCAGCAGCAACGCUACUGUCCACGUCUUUAUCCUGGACCAGAACGAUAACGCCCCCGCCGUCAUUUACCCCUCCUCCGCUGCUCUGGGCUCCCUCUCUCAUCAGAGGAUGCCCCGCUCCGCCAAAGCGGGUCACCUGGUUACCAAGGUGACGGCGGUGGACGCUGACUCCGGCCAUAACGCCUUGAUCUCCUACAGACUGGCGGAGGCCACAGACGCCUCUCUGUUCACCGUCAGUCUGUACACAGGAGAGGUGAGGACUAAACGCGCUGUGUCCGAGCAGGACGACUCCUCUCAGAGGCUGAUCCUAGAGAUCAAAGACGACGGAGAGCCGCUCCAAUCCGCCACCGUCACGGUGUCCAUCCUGCUGGAGGACGCUCUCCACGAGCCCAUCUCAGAGCUGCGACACCACAAAGCGUCCGAGCCCAGCAAGAAAACGGGCAGAAUCACCCUUUAUUUGAUUCUGUCUCUGGCCUCGGUGUCCGUGCUGUCUCUGCUGACUUUUGUCAUCUUAGCGGUGAAAUGCAUGAGGAACAGCAGAAGCAGCGGCAGCUGCUGCUGCAUGAGACGCAGCGACUCGGAUGAUUACAAGAACCCCAACAGAAACCUGCAGAUUCAGCUCAACACCGAUGGACCUAUCAAGUACGUGGAGGUCCUGGGAGGAGACAUGAUGUCUCAGAGUCAGUCCUUCAGGUCCUGCAUGUCUCCCAUGUCAGAGUACAGUGAUUUCACUCUGAUUAAACCCAGCAGCACCACAGACUUUAAGGAGGUCAUCAGUGUGCUGGAUGCCUCUUUACCUGACAGCACCUGGACAUUUGAGAGUCAACAGGUGAGCAACAACUAAUACUACAUUGCUAACGCACUGUAUUACGUGUAUUUCUGGAAAAUAUGUUUUAAAAGUGUGUCAUUUCACGGUAAUAAAAAGCCAAAAUAUCUUGUGAUUUACUUUUUUUCUUACCUAUGUUAUUGUAUAUUUGGCUUUUUCUACUUUAAUUUCUAAUAAUGAUGGAAUUUCUUUGAUAUAUUUGUAUCUAUAGUUUUUAUUGAAAACUAUUUGGCUAACAGUCACUUUUCCUAAUCAAAAAUAUUACUUUAUAGUAAUGCUGGAAUUGCAAGCGUCUAAUUGCUGAAUAGCACACCUCAGUGGAUGUUAAGUUCAAGAUCACUUAGCUCACCGUGUUUCUAAAGUGCAAUUUCUUUCUUACUUUUACAUCACAUCAGAUUUCAGCACCACUUUUCUGGACAGCGAAUCUUGAAUAAACUGUUGUGGCAACAGUACAGACCAUUGAGCCACUGGCGUACCUGAGCGGGUCGACCAAUGAUCAAGGGGCGGCUUUUCAAUUCCCACUCAGUGUCCUUGGGCAAGAUACUUCACCCACCCUGCCUCCAGUGUGGCUCCACUGGUUUUUGAAGAAUAUCUCGGUGAUGGUCAGAGGGGCCCUAGGCGCGUACUGGCACACCGUUGUCUGUCUGCCCCAGGGCAACCGUGGCUACAUUGGUAGCUUACCAUCACCUAAUAUGAAUGAGGAGUGAAUGAAUAAUGGACACAUUUUAAGCACUUUGAGCAUCUGGAAAAGCACAAACAAAUUCAAUCCAUUACUGUUAAUAUUAUUUAACCAAAUGCUCAAUUACCCAUAUUCAUUUGAACUGAAAAAAAAAAAAAAA